This is a messenger RNA of Trichomycterus rosablanca, 1083 nucleotides long. It is a transcript of the gene pgrmc1, whose product is annotated as progesterone receptor membrane component 1. Lineage: Eukaryota; Metazoa; Chordata; Actinopteri; Siluriformes; Trichomycteridae. The coding region runs from base 33 to 575 and encodes 180 amino acids. The transcript has 3 exons. Gene Ontology annotation, cellular component: membrane; endomembrane system; endoplasmic reticulum. The record is from RefSeq and is a predicted model, not a curated record.
AUUUUCGCUAACGCUGAGAGUUAGAAACAAAAAUGGCCGAAGUAGAGGGUGAGCAAAGUUCUCCUGGUGUUCUUCAAGAGAUUUUUACCUCGCCUUUAAACUUAAGCUUGUUGUUCCUUUGUUUAUAUCUCCUGUAUAAAAUAUUUCGCGGAGAUAAACCUGCAGAUGUGCCUCAAGCAGAAGAGCCUUUACCCAAACUGAAGAAACAGGACUUCAGUCUGGCUGAGCUGAAGCAGUAUGACGGAGUAACAAACCCGCGGAUUCUCAUGGCGGUUAACGGCAACGUGUUCGAUGUGACCAGAGGAAAGUCGUUCUAUGGUCCAGAGGGCCCUUAUGGGGUCUUUGCAGGCAGGGAUGCUUCUAGAGGAUUGGCUACAUUUUGUCUGGAGCAAGAAGCCAUCAAAGACACACAUGAUGAUCUUUCAGACCUCAACGCCACACAGCAGGAGACCUUGAGCGAUUGGGAGGCCCAGUUCACCCAAAAAUAUCAUCAUGUGGGCAAACUCCUGAAGCCUGGAGAAGAGCCUACAGAGUACACAGAUGACGAGGAAGUAAAGGACAAAAAGAAGGACUAGAUCAGGAGAGACACCCAAUCUGUGCCUUUUAGCUACACCUAUACACCCUAGUGUACUUCUUAGCAUUGUAGUAAACUGAUAAUUGCAGUUCGCUUUGACUCGUUGGUCUGGACCAUCACAUUUUCAAUUUUUAGUAUGCCUCACUGUGAGCUUAAUUUGUCUUUGGAUGUUAAGAAAGGUUUCAGUCAACAUUCCUUCCAGAUGAUGUGAGCAAAUGUUAUGAUUUGUACUAUAUGUAAUGUUAUGACACUACCUGACUGGUGUACUGCAUCUUCACAUUCGGGCCAAAUCAUAUUCUGGGCAUUUUAUGUAACAAUAAUGCUUAAAAUACAAAAGAAUUGUAAUGCACUACAAAUGUCUUUAUACUGGAUCUCAUAAUAUGUUUGCUAAGGAUGUGCCUAUACUUUUUCUACAUGGGUAGACAAUAUAAAACAGUUUGUUUGAGACCUUGUAAUAAAAAAGGUGUCAAACAUGUUGUACUUGGAAAUAUACUUACCAUUAACAGUCA